This is a messenger RNA of Electrophorus electricus (electric eel), 1317 nucleotides long. Lineage: Eukaryota; Metazoa; Chordata; Actinopteri; Gymnotiformes; Gymnotidae. The record is from RefSeq and is a predicted model, not a curated record.
GAUGCAUGUUUUAGAAACGAGAUAAUAUGAGAUCAACAGAGGAGAGUAUAAAAAUCCUUUACUUUUCCAAAGGACAUGAGGAGCCUUAUGUACAGAUAAUCACAGUGAGAAAGGCAAAGCGUUCACUGAGCAUCUAUAGCUCCCAGAGCACAUGCACCUCUGACAAGGAGGUGGACGACACACUGCCCAUUUUAAAACAGCACAGCCACAUCCUGUUGGAGCACCAUAUCCAGAGUCUGGCCAGCCACCUGCCUGCGCGGAUCCAGUGCUGUCUGUGGCAUCUGGUCUACAGCACUGUGGAGCAUGGCACCAGCCUAAGAACCCUGUACAGGUGCAUGGCUCAUGUGGACCGCCCAGUCCUGCUGCUCAUUAAGGACAUGCGCAACCAGGUAUUUGGUGCAUUCUCUUCAGAUCCGUUCAGAGUGAGCGACCGCUGCUAUGGCACAGGAGAGACUUUCCUUUUCACAUUCAGCCCAGAGUUUAAGAUGUUCUGCUGGAGUGGGGAAAAUUCUUAUUUUGUGAGAGGAUUCCUUGAUUCCCUUCAAAUAGGAGGGGGAGGGGGCUCUUUUGGUCUUUGGGUGGAUGCUGACCUCUAUCAUGGAGCCACAUUUCCUUGUAAUACGUUCCACAACCAGCCCCUCUCCCCCCAGCAUGACUUCACCAUCCAGGCCCUGGAGGUGUGGACCUUCCAGUAAAGCCAAACAUAUAACCAACAUGCUCAAGGUUUAACAGGCAUGCUGAUUGGAACUGUGUUUAACCUGACAUUCCAGCCCAGAAACUGGUGUGUCAUGCAGAGACAAAGCACAGCAUGCAAUCAGGUUGAGGCAGGUUGAGAUUUGUGGCAGUUUUGCAAUGUACAAACUCUGUCUAAAGCCGUUAGAAGACUAGACCAAAACUGCACUAGAGCUCUGCUAGGAGAAAAUGGAAUUCUUUAGUUGACACUUACAUGACACUAUUAAGACUAAGAUAUUCUGUAACAGAACACAGAGCAACACAGACAGAUAUUGGAUUGCACUCAACACACUUGGAGCCUGUACUUUUCCAAGUGGGUCCUUCCUGUUUCACUUUGAAAAGCAUUAUAGCAUAAAAUUGUUUAUAUUUGUUAAUAUCUGAAUGAGCAGGCUCUGAAAAGGAUUUUGAAAAGGAAUGUUACAUUUUAAAUUGUACAAUUUGUUAAUCAUUCUUUCUUAUUUUGUACAUGUUCAAUUUUGUUUUAUUGCAAAAAAGAACAUUUGAGACAUUGCAGACAUUUGUUUGUAGUAUUCUUAUGCAGUGCCAACACUGUCUGUAAUUCACCUUUUUGUUACAAUAAAUAAU